Molecule: messenger RNA, 4650 nt
Organism: Anthonomus grandis grandis
Lineage: Eukaryota; Metazoa; Arthropoda; Insecta; Coleoptera; Curculionidae
Product: peroxidasin
Exons: 19
Coding region: 107-4243 (1378 amino acids)
Biological process (GO): response to oxidative stress
Molecular function (GO): heme binding; peroxidase activity; protein binding
Source: RefSeq, a predicted model, not a curated record
UAUAUCCGAGCGGGCCGCGACGGAGAGCUUACGGCCGCCGAGCUGAGGCGAAAGUAAUACGAUAUUACAGACUAUAUAUACAGUGUGUAUCAUUUAUGAGAAAAAAAUGCGGUUUGGCACAUUUCUAUUUUUUUGUUUAGUUUUGUUUGUUCACGGACAAAGAAGGAAUUAUUCGACUUUAAAAUGCCCUAAGGACUGCUACUGCUUUCGGAAAACAGUUCGAUGUAUGAAACUGGAUUUAGUUACAAUACCCAGGAUAUCAGAAAGGACCGUAACUUUCGACCUUCGAUUUAAUCGGAUCAGAGAUGUUCCCGACGGUUUCUUUAAGAAUCACAAAGGAAUGGUGUCUCUGCUGCUCAACAAUAAUUUCUUAACCGCCUUGACGAAUGCUACAUUUGAAGGACUGUACAGUUUACAAAACUUGUAUUUAUAUAAGAACAGAAUCAAGUACAUCGAGAGUGGGACUUUUAGGCAUAUGGCAAGAUUGGAAAGACUGUAUCUACAAAGUAACGAGCUUCAAGAGUUCAAAGCGGCGACAUUUUCCGACCUACCAUCUUUGGAUCGUCUUUACCUUUAUAACAACCAUAUCAAACAAAUACCAAAAGGAGCAUUCAAUCACUUACCGAAGCUGAGAAGACUACGCUUGGAUCAUAACGCAUUAAUUUGCGAUUGUAAAUUAGCAUGGCUCUCAAAAAUGCUGACAAAAACCGACUCCUUGCAGGCUUCGGCUCACUGCGCAAAACCUACGGAAAUGAGCGGAAGAAGUAUUAUCGGGAUGGCACAUAAACAUUUCCACUGUGAACCUCCCAAAAUCGUGGAAAAUCCUGAAGAUAUCCAAAUAACCAUCGGUGGAACAGCCAUAUUUAAGUGCUCCGUACAAAGUGACGAGGAACCAUCGAUUGUUUGGAUGAAAGAGAACGAGGAGCUUAUUCCAGACAAUAAAAAGUACAAAUUAAUGGAUAAUGGAACUCUGAUGAUCCAGAACACCGAAGAAACAGAUGGGGGCUACUACGAAUGCUUCGCUAAGAAUCCCGAAGGCGAAGUGAGAUCCAGACCAGCCAGGAUGGUAGUUGAUAAUGGCUUUCAAAGUGAGAAUCAAGUCAUUGAAGGAUCUUAUGAAAUGCCAAAAUUAAUUUUGGCCCCAAAAACAACAUCAGUGACACCUGGGACAAGACAAGUACGUUUGGACUGUAGAGCCAUCGGAAACCCCCCACCACGCAUCACGUGGUCACAUAAUGGCCGAGAAAUAGCACCAUCUUACCGUCACUUAACCUCUCCCGAUGGUUCUUUAACCAUUUUGGACAUAGAGGAGUCGGAUCAUGGUAGUUACAGAUGCGAAGCCUCCAAUUAUAAUGGAAGAGUAUCCGCUGAGGCAAAUAUACUAAUUAAAGUUGCUCCAAUAUUCUCCAUCCAGCCGGAAAAUAUCAAUGUAAUUACUGGUAAAAGUAUAAGACUAGUGUGUGUAGCAUCCGGAACCCCUGUACCUCAAAUGAUAUGGUAUAAAGAUGAUUUAGAAAUUGUCCCUUCUGAUGACCGUGUAUACUUCAAUGCCGACAGGACCACUCUAGAAAUAAUCAAUGCAAUAGAAACAGACUCUGGACUCUAUGUAUGCGAGGCCAAAAACGAAUUGGGAUCCAGAGAAGUCAGUGCUAGGGUCAAGGUAUCACAAUCUGACGAUAGGCCUCCAAAGCUUAUCUACAAACCAUACAAUAUUGAGGCUUUUAUAGGAAGUACUAUAGAGUUACCAUGCAGGGCCCAGGGUGAUCCAAACCCAGGCAUUACGUGGCAAAAGGAUGGAGCCAGGAUGCAAAGAACUGGAAGAUUUAAAAUUGGACUAACUGGAAAUUUAUAUAUUUACAAGGUGGCUCCAGAAGAUCAGGGCAUCUAUGAAUGUCUGGCUCAAAACGUGCAUGGACGUGAUUCAGCAACAGGCUACUUAACAGUAAAAGAAGAUCCAGCGGUAAGAACCGGAGCAAUCAGUAAUAUAGGUGAUAAAUUUAUUAAAAUAGCCUUCACGGAAGCUUCGAACGAAAUUGAUAAAGCCAUAAACAAUACUAUCGAAAACUUCUUGCACAACAAGAGUCCCUCAUCCUCCGAGUUGUUCAGGAUUGUUAGAUACCCAGAUGCCCCAGCUCGUGAACUGGCCAGAGCAGCUGAAGUGUACGAAAGGACUUUGGUGAACAUUAGGAAACACAUAAAUAAGGGUCAAUUGCAAAUGAACAAUACUCAAGUAUUUGAUUACCAUGAGGUACUGUCUCCACAGAAGUUGGAUUUAAUUGCUAGGUUAUCAGGUUGUAUGGCCCACAGAGAAGGCACUAACUGCUCAGACAUGUGUUUCCACUCAAAAUAUCGAAGUAUAGAUGGCAGAUGUAACAAUCUGCAACAUCCUACUUGGGGUUCUAGUCUAACAGGUUUUCGGCGAAUCUUAAAACCGAUAUACGAGGACGGAUUCAGCAAACCCGUUGGCUGGGACAAAGGAAAAUUAUACAAUGGAUAUCCAAAGCCUGCUUCCAGAAAGGUUUCAACCUCUUUAAUAUCGACCAGUAAAAUCACACCAGAUGCAGAAAUCACGCAUAUGGUAAUGCAAUGGGGCCAAUUCUUGGACCACGAUCUGGAUCACGCGACCCCUAGUGUCAGUUCAGAGAGUUGGGAUGGGAUCGACUGUAAAAAGUCAUGCGACUAUGCUGCUCCUUGUUAUCCCAUGGAUGUUCCAGAAGAUGAUCCUAGAAUAAAAAAUAGGCGCUGUAUAGAUUUUGUAAGAUCUAGCGCUAUCUGUGGAUCUGGUAUGACUUCCAUAUUUUUCGAUUCCGUGCAGCACAGAGAACAAAUCAAUCAGUUAACUUCCUACAUAGAUGGUUCAAUGAUUUAUGGCUUCUCUGACGAGUUAGCAAGAGAAAUAAGAGAUCUGGACUCACCCUUGGGUCGCCUGAAAGAAGGCGUGGUUUUCCCAGGUAGAAAGCCGCUGCUUCCUUAUGCUACAGGUCCUCAAGGCAUGGACUGUCGAAGGAAUCUAUCGGAAAGUGAUUUGGCCUGUUUCUUGGCCGGUGACAUUAGAGCAAAUGAACAAAGUGGCCUCACUGCUAUGCAUACGGUUUGGAUGAGGGAGCAUAAUAGACUUGCCAAAGAACUUAGGUACCUUAAUCCUCAUUGGGAUAGCGACAUGUUGUACCAUGAAGCCAGAAAAAUAGUCGGAGCAGCAAUCCAGCAUAUCACCUACAAACACUGGAUGCCCUUCAUAGUAGGUCCUGAGGGGUUAAAUAUACUUGGAAAGUAUGAAGAGUAUAAUCCUCAAUUAAAUCCAAGUAUCUCGAACGUUUUUGCUACAGCUGCUCUAAGAUUUGGACACACUUUGAUUAAUCCAGUCUUGAACAGGCUCGAUUGGGAGUUUAAGCCAAUACGAGAGGGUCAUCUACCGCUACACAAAGCGUUCUUCUCGCCUUGGAGGAUAGUGGACGAAGGAGGAAUAGAUCCUUUGAUGCGCGGAAUGUUCGUCACAGCGGCGAAAAAGAAACUUCCCAAAGAAAAUCUUAAUACGGAACUUACGGAGCGGUUGUUUCAGACCGCGCAUGCUGUGGCUUUGGAUUUGGCAGCUAUGAACAUUCACAGGUCUCGAGAUCACGCACUGCCUGGCUACAUAGCAUUCCGGAACUUCUGUAACAUGUCAAAAGUAUCCGACUUCGAAGAUUUAGCAACCGAAAUAUCAGAUCCUGAUUUAAGGCAAAAAUUAAAGGAACUUUACGGUCACCCGGAAAACAUCGACGUAUGGGUGGGAGGAAUAUUGGAAGACCCCGUACGGGGUGGAAGGGUUGGCCCACUAUUUAGAUGUUUACUAUUGGAACAGUUCAGACGGUUAAGGGAUGGAGACCGUUUUUGGUACGAAAACCCUUCAGUAUUUAAGCCCGAACAGUUAGUGCAGAUAAAGCAGUACUCUUUGGCCAGGGUACUAUGUGAUAAUGGUGAUAAUAUUACUAGAAUUACUGAGAAUGUUUUUGUGCUGCCUGAAUUGCAAGAGGGAAUUAUUAGUUGUGAAAAGAUACCAAAAGUAGAUUUGAAAUUGUGGAGCGAGUGCUGUACGGACUGUAGGUAUACGGGUCAAUUAAACACAAUAAGCCGACUGAAUGCCAGAAGUAGGCGAAACGCAGAAACAGAAAAGAAGCAUGAAAAAGAACUAAGGCAGCUGAGAAACAGGGUGUCUGAGUUAGAAGAUAGACUAGAUAAGGCCUUGAGAAAAAUAGAGCUUUAAAGCGUGUAUUUUUUAAAAACUAUUCAUUAUUUUCCUAAUAAUAAGCUAAUAAGUGCUUAAGCACGAAUUAUUAUGUAAAUAGUUCGAUAAAUCGCUUUUAAAUAAUAGGAAUAUAGAAUUUAAAGGCCUUUAAAAACACUGUUAUGUGUUUAGCUUAGGAAUUUACCGGUCUAAUAGUUUUAACUUGUUUUUGUUGUGAUAUUCUACGUUUAAGCGUUAUUUUUACAUUUUUAAUCUGCAGUGCCAUUUUGCUAACUAACUCGCCUGAUUAAAUGGAAAAUAUGCAUGGCAAAAACCAUUAUUUUUCUUAAACUUGAUCUAUUUUGCUUUAAUAUUUUGUAUAACAAACAAAUCAGCACUGCUAUGUGUAUUACAUAUUUUAUGUAAUAAAGAAAUGUACGAGAAGA